CAAAGGAUCAGCGGUUCGAUCCCCGCUUCCGCUCCACCACGUCGAUGUCUCCUUGGGCUUUACAUGAGAAGCACAUUAAGUCUGGUUUCUCACCAGCUUCGUGGUGCACAUGCAGCAUUCGUCAACGCCUCACCACGCAUCCUAUGUGCAACUUCCUGUGCCACUUUGACGGUUACAGAGAGCGUUUCACAAAGCAGCCUUCCGCCUGCGGCGUCUCAUUUCUUUGAAGCAUGAUGAGCGCGGUGAGGACGCUGCUGUGGGCCUGGAUGGUCCUGGACUCGGGGGAUUGCUCACUGCCAGACAUCUCCGAUGGGGACUUCAUUGACGAGUGCGUGAGGGCCCACAACGAGGCGCGCUCGUCCGUCAGUCCACCUGCAAGUGACAUGCUGCACAUGACAUGGGACGAGGGCUUGGCCAUCACUGCGAGAGCGUGGGCGAGGCACUGUGUGUUUGAGCACAACACCUACCUCAAAGAAGUCGGCCGCGUGCACCCCACCUUCUCCUCUGUGGGAGAAAACCUUUGGGCAGGAUACCCGCCCUCAGCUUUUAAGGCGUCGAGGGCCAUAAAGAGUUGGGUGGACGAAGAACCGAACUACAACCACGGCAGCAACGUCUGCACUAAAGUCUGUGGCCACUACACACAGGUCGUGUGGGCGAGCAGCUACAAGGUCGGUUGUGCCGCCCAGCUGUGCCCGGAGGAGGUCAUCUUUGUUUGCAACUACGCCCCAGCGGGCAACGUGAACAGGAGGCGCCCGUAUAAACAAGGAGGGGCCGGCUGCUCUGGAUGUGAAGGCCGCUGUGAGGGCCAUCUCUGCCGUAGCCAAGAACGAGAUUUACAGGAAAGUUACACCUGGAGUCCGGACUGGGACCCCGUCCUGGGACCCCGCUUCAGCUAUGUGCCUGUUCUGGUGGUCCGGCCCGUCGCCCUCAUCUUCACCUUCAUCGUAGCGUAUGCAGUGCGUCACUUUUAUCCCGACGUCUUCUGCUACGAAUAGGCCGCCCGAGGAGACGCGGACUUGUUCAGCCGAGUCCCAUCGGAGCUGUACACAACAAGACCUCGAGUCGAAAAGGUGCCCAAACUGUCCCCAGACCAUUUCACUGCAGUAACCAAUGAACUAAUCAAAAUGUUCACACAAGCAAAAACAACAACACAAGGUGCUCUGCAAUGGACUUCGUUCUGAAUGCCAAAGAAGUGCCUUUCUGACCAUGAAUGUGGACUCCUAUAAUCCUGUAUCAAGUACCCCGAUCAGUUCUUCUACCAUAUGUUUGUUUGUCGUGAUCAACAGGAAUUAAAGCAAACCUAAGAUCCAGGUUAAUAAAAAAUCUGCCUUUAA
Messenger RNA from Cyclopterus lumpus (lumpfish), 1334 nucleotides. RefSeq names its product GLI pathogenesis-related 1a (gene glipr1a). The record is from RefSeq and is a predicted model, not a curated record. The coding region runs from base 231 to 995 and encodes 254 amino acids. Lineage: Eukaryota; Metazoa; Chordata; Actinopteri; Perciformes; Cyclopteridae. Gene Ontology annotation, cellular component: extracellular region. The transcript has 6 exons.